AUGCCUCGAACAAAGUUUGAACACAGACUGGGUCAAUAUCUCCAGAGCGGUGAGAGAUCGACGAGGAAAGGCAAAAGUGGCAAAGCAGUUGAUCUAGAAGCGAAUGGAGACCAUCUUCAAGCUCGGGGAGGGGGAGCAGAGCUCCGGGGUGUGAUGCAUGGCGGCUCAAAAGGAAGUAGAGGCAGACGUAUCGCGGAGACGGAAGUCCAAGGGCGGAUGAGGUUGGUAGGAGGGUUGUUCGAAGGAGGUCGUGGGGUGGAAACAAAAUACAAAGAAGAACUCACAAACACGAAUGUGAAAAAGGCGACUUGGGGAAGCGAGGACAACAGGAUCAGUGUAGGAAAGAGCCCGAGCCAUGCCUGGCCUGCUCCUCCCCUUCGUGCACGAAACGAGGCUGCCAGAAACGCACCUUCUGGUUUCGAUGCCAUUCGCUGGCAUCGCAGCUUCCCUUUACAGCAUUGA
Messenger RNA from Sporothrix schenckii 1099-18, 462 nucleotides. RefSeq lists its product as uncharacterized. The record is from RefSeq and is a predicted model, not a curated record. The coding region runs from base 1 to 462 and encodes 153 amino acids. The transcript has a single exon. Lineage: Eukaryota; Fungi; Ascomycota; Sordariomycetes; Ophiostomatales; Ophiostomataceae.